Molecule: messenger RNA, 546 nt
Organism: Drosophila eugracilis
Lineage: Eukaryota; Metazoa; Arthropoda; Insecta; Diptera; Drosophilidae
Exons: 3
Coding region: 1-546 (181 amino acids)
Source: RefSeq, a predicted model, not a curated record
AUGUGUACUGCAAUCUGCCAGACCAGCAAUCUCAGGAGCAAUCCCUGGCAUGAGCCAAAGGCCAAGUCUAAGCCAAUUCAGCAGUUGCUGAGGAAGCCGAAAAAGUGGAAACUUAAGCGCACCCUAGAUGACUUCGUUAAGUGUCUGAUCAUUGCAUCGUCGGAGCAUGUUUACGAUUACGAUUUGAUUAUUCUAUCGAUGGGACUGUUGGCCAGCGCUACGCUGGCUAAGCCUGCUGUGGAUCCGGCUUUAUUUCCAUCGGCAUCACCUUUUGGGUUUUAUCCAGGAUCGUUUUCUCCUGCAGUUGCCGCAGCUCCAUUUGCUGCUACCCCUUUGGUUAAUCCUCUAGGUGCUCCCUUGGGUUCAUCUCCUUUGGCCGUUUCUAGCAGUCAACGCCUCGACUACUUCAACCAGUUUAAUGCUGCUUUUACACCGACUGCUCCUGCUCGUAUCCUGGCUGCUACUCCUUUCUCUGCACCUGGAGCUCGUCUUAUCCAACCAACUCGUUUUAUUGUUCCUGGAUUGCAGGGACCAUUUUUCAUUUAG